This is a messenger RNA of Gilbertella persicaria, 1698 nucleotides long. RefSeq lists its product as uncharacterized. NCBI's taxonomy places the organism in Eukaryota, Fungi, Mucoromycota, Mucoromycetes, Mucorales, Choanephoraceae. The transcript is spliced from 6 exons. The coding region runs from base 1 to 1698 and encodes 565 amino acids. The record is from RefSeq and is a predicted model, not a curated record.
AUGCAAACUGACACAAUACCAAGGCUGACUUCUACAGUUAAAACUCCUUCUACAUCCAGUGGAACAGAAUUUCAAAGUGUAACAAACAAUCACAACAAAAGUUUAGGACAAUUAGAUAACAUAUUUCAGUCUGUAAAGAAACAGAUUGAACAAUGGGGUGAAAAUGCCAAGUGGAAAAUUGACUUGAUUUUACUAGAUAAUCCUCCUCAACAUCAAGCAUCAAAUUUACAUCCUUUACUUUCUCCGCAGCAUUUUCAUCCUAAUGCAAUCACAACUCCAGCCGAUAAUAAUAUUGGAGGCGGAGAUUCUAGUACUAAAAAGAACAAGCAUUUGCAUGUUACUUCCAGUAUUCAAUAUCCAUGGGAUUUUGUUGCUCCUACAGAUGACGAGUGGAAACAAGAUUCAGAAGAUUUGCAACAAAAGUUACGUGAAUCCAUAGAACGUCAAAGAUAUCUGGAAAGCAUCAUUUGGUCUCAAGCAGAGCAAAUAAAGCAUUCACCAAUCAUAUCUGACAAGGAAAAAGCUAUUAAUACAAUGAGAGACAUUUAUCUUAUGUCUCAACAUGAACAAAAAACACAUCACCUUGUUGAAACAACCAUACUGCAAAAGGACAUUGAAGCAUUGUCCAAAAAAAUAAAGAAGAUGGCCAAAACACUUCAAGAUAUUGAAGAGAUACAAGUGGCACCACAAGAUAAAGAUCUAGACAAAGAGGCUUUGCUAAACGACCGCACCUUAUUGUUGCGAAAACUACAUUUGGCAGAAUUACGUUUAUCAGCCAGAGAUACAGAAAUAGAAUAUUUACAUCAAGUCAUUGAUACAUUAAAAGCAAACACAAUGAACACUUCUUCACCUAAACCGCAGUUCCAGAAGAAAUUACGAAAAGGUCCACCUUAUUUGUUCCAACAACAGUAUUCUCCUCGUAGUGAAGUCAGAACUUCUGAACCACAUCCUCUUUCUGGUUUGGACAGCUUGGGUAUCGUGGCCGAUCAAAUGCUGAGUGACCCAGAAUUUGAAGGCUCAAAUUCGAAAUCAUCUGUGCCUGAAAAACGAUUGCGUUCUCGGUUAGAUGAUAGACGAUCUCAACGAUCAAUUGAUUCUGCAGCUACUUUGUUAGCCAUGCCUCAGUUAAUGAUACCGCAACGCAUGAAACCUGAAGAUACACAUUCUUCGCCUUCACCCGAACAUGUCAAGGCGAUGGAACACAUUCCCAAGAAGCCAAGAUCUACUUAUACUCGCUGGACAGAAGCUGAAGAUAAAUUACUAAGAGCAGCAGUCAAGAAAUACGGCCAUAGCAACUGGGAAGCGUGUUCCCGUGAUGUUCAUGGCAGAAGUAAUAUCCAAUGUCGUAAUCGCUGGAUUAGACAUCUUGAACAUAGACCUCCUCCAGUAGAAGAAGAAGACGAAGACGAAGAAGAAGAGGAACAACAACAACAACAACAACACAGACCACCUACUACUCCAGAACGACAAAGACAUAUAAACAAUGCACGUCAAUCACCUUCAAUUGCUGCAUUAUUAAACAGUAAUGACGACUAUCAUUAUUCACCUAAAUCUACACCCAAGCAACUUUAUGAACAACAACAACAACAACAUCCUUAUCAUAUUCACCCUACUUAUCGACCACCAUCACCUAUGGCAACCCCAAAGAAUGGAAAACGUAGAUCUCCUGAAGACAUGCCUACAUCAACUAAAUGGUAG